AAAAAUUGACAGUACUUGACAGAUGAACUACUUCUUAAUUUUAUGUAUACAUGUCUUUAUAAGCAAUCCUCUAUAUGUCAAACCCAAAACAACUAACCAAACCAUAUUGUCUCCCCAACUAUCUUUAGCUUCUUAGGCAAAUUAUGGAACUCAUUGCAUGUCCAGAAGAAAAAGAAUCUCAGUCCUGUCCUGAUCCUUUCCGCUCAGAAUCUUUUACCUCCUCUUCCCUCUCCUCUCAACCAAGUCUGCCAUCUAUUCCUUCCCUAACACCGCCAUCUUCGCAGCAAACCUCCACCAUCCACCACUACUGCCUAGCUACCCUCAGAGGCCAGUCUUCCUACGUAUUCUCCCUAGCUUUAGCCGGAAAAUUCCUCUACAGUGGCUCUUCAAACAGCGAAAUAACUUUAUGGAGCAAAUACCCUUGGACGCAUCAAGAUUCAAUUAUCAAAGACACUGUAGGUACUAGUAAUGGAGCUGUAAAGUCACUAAUUAUCAUAGGAGACAAGCUCUUCAGCGCUCAUCAAGAUUGCAAGAUUCGUGUAUGGAAAAUUGACAACAGCAACAAAAAGCAAAAUUAUAAAUGCAUAGCCACACUUCCUACAAUAAAAGAUCGUUUUUCAAGAUUCUUUUCGAGCAAGAACUACGUAAAAGUCAGAAGACACAAAAAAUGCACAUGGGUUCAUCACGUCGACACCGUUUCAGCACUAGAAAUGUCAAAAGACGGCUCUCUUUUAUAUUCUGCUUCAUGGGAUAGAACGUUCAAGAUUUGGCGAACUUCGGAUUUUAAAUGUUUGGAAUCCAUAGCAAACGCACAUGAUGAUGCCAUUAACGCUAUAGUUUUGUCAAACGAUGAGUUUGUUUAUACGGGUAGCGCAGACAAGAAAAUUAGGGUUUGGAAGAAAUUACAUGCAAAGCAUUCAUUGGUUUCAACAAUGGAGGGUCAUAUGUCAGCUGUCAACGCUUUAGCAAUUAGUACAGAUGGGUCUGUUCUUUAUUCUGGUGCUUGUGAUCGGUCAAUUAUUGUUUGGGAAAAAGAUACAGACAGUAGCGGAGGAGGCGGAGGACAUAUGGUGUUGGCAGGUGCGCUUAGAGGUCAUAGAAAGGCGAUUUUGUGUUUGGCAGUUGUAUCAGACUUGUUGUGCAGUGGAUCUGCCGACAGUACAGUUAGGAUUUGGAAGAGAGGAGUAGGGACGAAUGAUUAUACUUGUCUAGCAGUUUGUGAAGGACAUAGAAGAGCAGUUAAGUGUCUGAGUGCUACCAUUGUUGAUAGCGAUGAUAGCAAUAACAAUAGUGAUAAGGAACCAGGUGGUACAUCUUAUUUGGUUUACAGUGGUAGUUUGGACCUUGAUGUUAGAAUUUGGAAAAUAGUUUUGGGUUCUAAUUCUUCCAUUUUAUGAUAUUUUAAGUAUUUGUUUAUUUUGUGAAAAACAUGGAGCUUUUGUAUGUAAAUAGGGGAGUUAUCAUAAAAUUAAAAGAUAAGGAUAGGGAUUGGAAGUGUGUGUACUGUGUAGAAUUCCCAAUUUCUUUAGUUUUACAUGAACAACUCAUGCAGUGAUGCAAGGUUAGGGGAGUGAUACUUUUCAUCAGUAAAGAUAAUAUUUACUCAAUUACUCACAA
This is a messenger RNA of Jatropha curcas, 1617 nucleotides long. Its product is annotated as Transducin/WD40 repeat-like superfamily protein. NCBI's taxonomy places the organism in Eukaryota, Viridiplantae, Streptophyta, Magnoliopsida, Malpighiales, Euphorbiaceae. Gene Ontology annotation, molecular function: protein binding. The record is from RefSeq and is a predicted model, not a curated record.